Aspergillus steynii IBT 23096 is the source of this 879-nucleotide messenger RNA. It is a transcript of the gene pdx1, whose product is annotated as putative pyruvate dehydrogenase complex component Pdx1. Bases 1 to 879 code for a protein of 292 amino acids. Gene Ontology annotation, biological process: pyruvate decarboxylation to acetyl-CoA. The record is from RefSeq and is a predicted model, not a curated record. Gene Ontology annotation, cellular component: pyruvate dehydrogenase complex. Gene Ontology annotation, molecular function: dihydrolipoyllysine-residue acetyltransferase activity. The transcript has 2 exons. Lineage: Eukaryota; Fungi; Ascomycota; Eurotiomycetes; Eurotiales; Aspergillaceae.
AUGGCCGCUAGCUUGCGUCAGGUUCCGGCAGUUCUUGCCAGACGCCAGCCUCGAGUGAUUGGCACCACCAAACGCCUGGCAUCCUCGUCCUCCAUCCAAACCCAGAACCCCGCCUAUCCGCUCUACCCAUCGGUCAUCCAACUCCUCCACGAAAAGGGCAUCCCGGAAUCCGACGUCUCCAAGAUCCCCGCCUCCGGCCCCAAGGGCCGUCUCCUGAAGGGUGACGUCCUCGCCUACCUGGGCACCAUCGCCUCCGACUACCCGGCGACCCAAGCCGCGCGGAUCGCAAAGCUCGCCCACCUCGACCUCAGCAACAUCAAGAUCGCCGCCCCCGCCGAAAAGCCCAAGGCGGCCCCCGCCGUCGAGGAAGCCCCCGUCGCCAGACCCCCUCCCACCACCUCGGUCGCCGUCUCGAUCUCCCUGGCCGCCGUUCUGUCCGCGCAGAAGAAGCUCCAGGACUCGUUGGGCGUCAGCGUCCCGCUGUCCACGUUCCUGGCCCGCGCCGCGGACCUGGCCAACGACGACCUGCCGCGGUCCCCGCGCGCGAAGCCCUCCGCCAACGAGCUCUUUGACGAGCUCCUGGGUGGCGAGCCCAUCACCACCUCCCGGGGUGACUUCGUGCCCGAGUUGAAUGCCGUCGCGGCGCCGGUGGAGACCCGCUCGGCGAAGCCGGUCCAGGAGGAUAUCAUUGACAUUCUGAGCGGAAAGGUGUCCAAGACUGUUGCGCGACGAGCGUCUGCGGCAGAGUCGGCUUCGACCGAGCAGGCCGCGAACGUUUUCAGCCUGACGAUCCCUGUGGGUGAGGAGAAGCGGGCUCAGACUUUCUUGGACCGUGUCAAGACCCUCUUGACGGUUGAGCCUGGACGGUUGGUUCUAUAG